AGAGAUACGCAGAGAGACGGGCUGCUGGUGGCGAAGAUGGCGGAUGGGGACAGUGGCAGUGAGCGCGGCGGCAGCAGCGGCGGCGGCGGAGGGGGAGGAGGCGGCGGCGGCUUCCAGCACUACCAGCGGGAGCCGGAGACGCAGGAGCUGGCGUCGAAGCGGCUGGACAUUCAGAAUAAACGCUUCUACCUGGACGUGAAGCAGAACGCCAAAGGCCGGUUCAUCAAGAUCGCCGAGGUGGGCGCCGGGGGCUCCAAGAGUCGGCUGACCCUCUCCAUGUCAGUGGCGGCCGAAUUCCGCGACUACCUGGGGGAUUUUAUAGAGCACUACGCCCAGCUGGGGCCUAGCACCCCGGAGCAGAUCGCCCAGUCCUCCGGCGGGGAUGACACCGGGCCUAGACGGGCCUUGAAGAGCGAGUUCCUGGUGCGGGAGAACCGCAAAUACUACCUCGACCUGAAGGAGAACCAGCGGGGCCGCUUUCUCCGGAUCCGGCAGACCGUCAACCGAGGCCCCGGCUUCGGAGUCGGGGUGGGGGGCAUGCCCGGGGCCGGCCUGCAGGCCGGACAGACCAUCGCCCUCCCGGCCCAGGGCUUGAUAGAGUUCCGCGACGCCUUGGCCAAGUUGAUAGACGACUACGGGGGAGACGAGGAGGAGCUGUCCGGCGGCGGCGGGGCCGGCGGCUACAGCGAGCUUCCGGAGGGCACCUCCAUCAUGGUGGACUCCAAGCGCUUCUUCUUCGACGUCGGAUCCAACAAGUACGGAGUUUUCCUGCGCGUGAGCGAGGUGAAGCCCAGCUACAGAAACUCUAUCACCAUCCCCUUCAAGGCGUGGGGCAAGUUCGGCGGCGCGUUCAGCCGCUACGCCGAGGAGAUGAAGGAGAUCCAGGAGCGGCACCGGGACAAGAUGUACGAGCGGAGGACCGGCGACGAGUCCGAGGGCGACGACGUGGACGACGACUGACGGAGGUGGAGGACGGAGGGCUGACAACACGAUGCGAAGCCUGCAGACAGACAGCGACGACUAUUGUGUGCAUGACAAACGAACUCUGAAACAGCGGUUUUAAAGUAUAUUUGACUGAGAAAUUAUGUCUAUAAGAGAGAAAAUGUUCUAAAGUUAGAGGUGGAUGUUUAGCUAAUUGAGUGCGGACUGCAGUAGUCAGCUCCUGUAUGAGAUUCCCCACUGAGAACAGAAUAUAUAUAAAUAUCUAUCUAUAUAUAAAAACCUAUCUCUAAAUAUAUAUAUUGAAAUAUAUAUAUAUAUUGAUUGUACAUUUGAUAACCUCACACAUGUAGCCCAGCAAAUUCGGUUUGACAGUGCUUCAGAUAAAGCAGCAGCCUCCUGGUGGGUACCUGAUGGAGCGAGCUCACCUGGUCUGUGUGAGGAAGAGGAGGAGGAGGAAGGGUGAAGGAUGUGCUGCUAACACAGUAACCAGCAGGCAGAGCGGCGGCCAGGCUCCGCCGUCGCUCAGUGGCGUUCGUUCUCGUCUGAAACGGACUUGGAAACAGCAUACAAGAGCCACGGUGUCAGCAACACGCCUGUGUGUGUGUGUGUGUGUGUGUGUGUGUGUGUGUGUGUGUGUGUGUGUGUGUGUGUGUGGCAUCACAGGACAUCUGCUCCUAGCCCAGCAAGGUCUCACUCCACCUCCACCCGUGAAAGGUGAUCUGUUACAAGCACAGGGCUAAUUUGGACCCUCUCCAGAGAAGCCCCCCCCCCCCCCCCCUGCCCCCUGCCCUCUGCCCCCCCACCCCCCCCACCCUGACUCCUGGGCAUCUUCCUCCUUCCCAUCCACACGCUGGUGUCUCAGGUGCCGCCCUGUCCCGCCCGGGCGGGUGGAGGAGGUGGUGUUGCUGGUGCUGGAGCCUGUGCAUCGCCCUCCAGAGGUCCCGGGGUGGGGUGGGGGGUGGGGGGCUCCUGCGGGGGUGGGGGCUGACGUAGCUCCACGGUGCACCGCCGGGAUCCUCUCCUCUGGAACGGGUACCGUUACGGCUGGAGCAAUUUUCAGUCUGAUUGUAAGAAAAAUUAGGUGCUUUUGGAAAACAAACAGAACCCCGUCCAGGGUGCUGUACCGACAGAAAAAACUAAAAAUCUAUAUAUACUGGAAGAGAUUUACUUACUAAAACAGAUCAAGUAUAGAUAGAAUUAUUUUUCAAAAAGAGAUAUAUUGAAAUAUGUCUCAGAAAUAUGAGACGUUUAUGGAAUAAUGCUGCCUAAAGUGGCUUAUUUAAACACUAAACCUGGACGCAGCUGUCCAGGGCGAUGUUUCAUACCUGCUUUGUGUUUUUUUCCUAACAUUUCGUUUCUUUGAGGAAAAUCUGAAGAGAGAUUGAGAACACACUCAGCACUCCAGUUCACUUUAGCGAGCAUCCAGUCGUUUCCAAACCGCCGGCUCCUCCGUCGCCACGGAGGACACCAACACCGCCCUUUCUCUUUCUCUUUCUUUUUCUUCUCGUCUCCUCAGCGCUCCUUUUUUAUUUUUAAGAGAAAAGAAUGAUGAUUUCUGCAUGCCUGCUCUGACGCGGAGCUGCCUUCUGUUUGUUCUUCAUAUUCUAAAGGCUGUAACACGGUAUUUAUCCAUUCUUCAGAGCGGUUUUCUGUUCAGUUUCCUCCUCGGCCUGAUCAUAAACGGAGCUGAAGCGAGAGCCUCGGCGCUCUCUGGGAAUCGUCACCGUUCAUCAUCCUGAAUUUUCCCAUUCCCACGCCACUUCCACACAGCAGAGGAACGCCAUACACUCAGAAUAAUCAACCUGGGAGCAAUAGUUUUUGUUGGGUUUCUUUUCUAUGGAUAUGAAUAUGCUAUAUACGAUAUUCCACAUCCUUCUUCCUGUACUGUGUUACGUGAAAUGGCAGCUGUUUCAGUCGUGUGUUCUGCUGUAAUAUUCUACCCACUUCCUUUCAACAACCAAUAAAAAGAAAAAGGUUUUUGCUCAGGA
Salarias fasciatus (jewelled blenny) is the source of this 2930-nucleotide messenger RNA. Its product is annotated as transcriptional activator protein Pur-beta. The coding region runs from base 37 to 960 and encodes 307 amino acids. The transcript is spliced from 2 exons. Gene Ontology annotation, molecular function: DNA-binding transcription factor activity, RNA polymerase II-specific; purine-rich negative regulatory element binding; RNA polymerase II transcription regulatory region sequence-specific DNA binding. Gene Ontology annotation, biological process: regulation of transcription by RNA polymerase II. The record is from RefSeq and is a predicted model, not a curated record. Gene Ontology annotation, cellular component: nucleus. NCBI's taxonomy places the organism in Eukaryota, Metazoa, Chordata, Actinopteri, Blenniiformes, Blenniidae.